UUCCACCCAACACAAUAUUUUAUUUUAUUCUGUAAGUCUCAACUUCAUUUAUUCAGAGUAUCUUGAAUUUUAGUAACCUAUGUGGUUGGGUUAAUUUAAUGUGGUUUCUCUAAUAUGAAAUUUUAAUCAUUAAGCUUAAUAGGAUUUGACAAGCCGUUGUAAUAAUAAUGCUUUCUCUAUUAUGAUCUCUCUUCUCUCUCAUGAUUUCUUACUUUUUCUAUUCGAACCCUUCACUGAACCCCAAAGCUUUCUUUGUAACUGUUGCAGGGAGACGAGGAUCUGAUGUUUGGCGAGGAGGGGUGGUUGAAAGGAGGAGUCGGAGGAGGAGGAGGAAAGACAGGAGGAGGAGGAGAACGAAUCAGUCCAAAAGCAACAGCCGUCAACGGAGGCCUACAACGCUACUCGACAACAACAACAGCAACAUCACGAACAACAUCACAAAGAAGAACAACAACACCGACCAAAGAGUUGUUGCAACAGGAGGAGGAAGAGGACGAAGAGGAGGAGGAGGAAGACGAGGAAGAGGAGGAGGAGGAGGAUGAGGAAGAGGAGGAGACCGGUAGGAGUUCGACGAGCACGGACGAAUAGGGAAGGAGAAAGCGUGGGAGGAGCCACGACAGUAAAACGAAAAGGAAGGAGAAGAAGAAGAUGGAAGAAUGUCAAGAAGAAGGAAGAGGAAGAGGAGGAGGAAGUGGAGGAGGAAUAUUUGAGGGAGGAGGAGAAAUAUUUGAAGGAAGAGGAAAAGAAAGAGAGAAAAUUAACGAAGGAAAACGAGCUAGAAGAAAGAAGACUGAGGACUAUAGGAUAUUAGAAAAUUGCGAAAAUUAUGAAAGAGAAGAUGAGAACAAAAA
Messenger RNA from Nilaparvata lugens (brown planthopper), 851 nucleotides. Its product is annotated as bromo and FHA domain-containing protein DDB_G0267958-like. NCBI's taxonomy places the organism in Eukaryota, Metazoa, Arthropoda, Insecta, Hemiptera, Delphacidae. The transcript is spliced from 2 exons. The record is from RefSeq and is a predicted model, not a curated record. Bases 283 to 588 code for a protein of 101 amino acids.